This is a messenger RNA of Uncinocarpus reesii 1704, 1749 nucleotides long. RefSeq lists its product as uncharacterized. Gene Ontology annotation, cellular component: nucleus; U2 snRNP; U2-type spliceosomal complex. Gene Ontology annotation, biological process: mRNA splicing, via spliceosome. Lineage: Eukaryota; Fungi; Ascomycota; Eurotiomycetes; Onygenales; Onygenaceae. The transcript is spliced from 2 exons. The record is from RefSeq and is a predicted model, not a curated record. The coding region runs from base 1 to 1749 and encodes 582 amino acids.
AUGGCUGCGGCUGCUGCGAAGCCCACCAAGAACCAGCUGAGGCGAGCCCGCAAGAAGGCCAAGAAGGCUGAGGCUCAAACACAGAGCAAUGGAGAUCUUUCAGCAACAGUCACCCCUUCAGAGUCAGAGGUAACCGAGCCACGUACGGAACCGGGCACGAAGCAAGAUUCUGCGCAACAAGAAAAGAGCGCCGAUACAGAUGGAGAUGCAGAUUAUUCUUCCACAACUUUCGCACCUCAACAUGAUGAAAACGAUCCACUCUUUGAGAUGUAUAGGGAUGUCAUGGGAAAGUUUGAAAACGUUGAGGUCGAAGACGUAUCGUCCAAACAGCCAGAUAAGCCGGAAAUAUAUUUCGAAGAUGAUGACAUUCCGGACGAGGAUGAAGAAAGUGCCGCGCCGAAGGUAUCUAAGAAGAAACGAAAAGAAAUGAAUAAGUUAUCCGUGGCAGAGCUUAAAGCAAUGGUUCAGAAACCAGAAUCUGUGGAAUGGACGGAUGCUUCGGCUUCGGAUCCUAGGCUUCUCGUUCACAUCAAAGAAUAUCGAAAUGUAGUACCGGUUCCCGGCCACUGGUCUUUGAAACGUGAAUACUUGUCGUCGAAACGAGGGAUAGAGAAAUCACCUUUUCAACUCCCGAAAUUCAUUCAAGAAACUGGUAUUGCGGAGAUGCGCGAUGCGGUUUUGGAAAAACAAGACCAGCAGACCCUCAAGCAAAAGCAGCGUGAACGAGUGCAACCCAAGAUGGGAAAGCUCGAUAUCGAUUACCAGAAACUAUACGAAGCAUUUUUCAGAUUCCAGACCAAGCCGGAGUUAACUCGAUAUGGAGAGGUUUAUUACGAAGGCAAAGAAUAUGAAACUAAUCUACGGCAUCUACGCCCAGGCGAGCUCAGCGAUGAACUGAAAGAGGCUCUCAAUAUACCGCCUGGCGCCCCCCCACCAUGGCUCAUUAAUCAACAGCGGUAUGGCCCUCCUCCGUCUUACCCAGCUCUUAAGAUUCCUGGUCUCAAUGCCCCGCCUCCUCCGGGUGCAAUGUGGGGAUAUCACCCUGGCGGUUAUGGCAAGCCUCCUGUUGAUGAGCACAACCGGCCAUUAUAUGGUGGUGAUAUUUUUGGUGUUUUACAGACACAACAGAAUGCGCAACAAGGAGAACCAGUGGAGAAAGAUUUGUGGGGGGAGUUGCAACCGGUUGAAGAAGAGUCCGAAGAAGAGGAGGAGGAGUCUGAAGAAGAGGAAGAGGACGAAGAGGAAGUUGGCGCUGGUCUGCAAACCCCAAGUGGGUUGGAGACACCCAGUGGCAUGGUAUCCGCUGUACCAUCAGAAUUCGGUACCGCAGAGAGCAUUGCCGGGGAAUUUGAUCUUCGUAAGCAUCACCGUGGGACGGAAACUGAGGAGACACCUCACGCCAGAUCAGCGUAUCAAGUCAUACCUGAACGACAAACCCAAGUCCAAGGGUUUUUCGGAGGUGAUCGGGUCUAUGAUCUUAAGUCAGCAGAAUCCAAUAUACCCCUCCUUGGUUCAGAAGAGCAAAAUCGGAAGCGAAAGAAGCCGGGGGAUGUGGAUGUGUCUCUUGAUCCAGACGCUUUACAAUCACACGAUGGAAUCAAUAAGGCUAAUUUACAAAACCUCUAUAACACGGAGAGGCAACAACAAAAUAAUCCCGACUGGUCCUUCCAGGAAGAUCUCAGCGAUAUGAUUGCCAGUGAGAGCCGCAAGAGACUGAAGCAAAGUGAAGAAAGACGUGCCAAACGGUAG